UCCAGCUGCUCUCAGACCCAGCUGCUCACUCCGGAGGACAAAGAGCACCAAUGGCCUUCUCCACCCGUAGCAUCCAGCGGGGUGCAGGUCCCCACCAGCAGUCCAGUGCCACCAGUGUGACCUCCAGGAAGGUGUCUGUGCAGAGGAUGACAGCUCCCAGCGUGUACGGCGGAGCCGGCGGCUCCGGCACUCGCAUCUCCACCAGCUACGGGCAGGGCCUGGGGGGGGGCUGGCAGCUCAGCAUCACUGGCAGCGACCUGCUGCUGGCUGGCACCGAGAAAGCAACCAUGCAGAACCUCAACGACCGUUUGGCUUCCUACCUGGAGAGGGUUCGCUCCCUGGAGAAGGCAAACGCCCUGCUGGAGACGCAGAUCACGGAGUGGUACCAGAAGCACACCCCGGACGUGAGGCAGGACUACAGCUCCUACUUCCAGACCAUCGAGGAGCUCCAAAGCAAGAUCAGUGCUGCACAGCUGGACAACGCACGGCUGGUCCUGCAGAUCGACAAUGCCAAGCUGGCUGCUGACGACUUCAGGCUGAAGUACGAGAACGAGCUGCUGCUCAGGCAGAGCGUGGAGAGCGACAUCAGUGGCCUGAUGCGGGUGCGCGACGACCUGACCCUGACCCAGACUGACCUGGAGUCACAGAUCGAGAGCAUGAAGGAGGAACUCAUCUUCCUCAAGAAGACCCACGAGGAGGAGGUCACCAGGCUGCGCAAGCAGGUGGGAGGCUCGGUCAGCGUCGAGGUGGAUGCUGCUCCAGGAGUGGACCUGGCAGGUAUCAUGGAGAAGAUGAGGACCCAGUACGAGGAACUGGCAGAGAAGAACCGCCAGGAAGCCAAGGAGCGCUUCGAAAAGCAGACCGAGCAGCUGAACCAGGAGGUGGCCAUCAACGUGGAGCAGCUGCAGGUCCAGAGGAAAGAGGUGAUGGAGCGCAGGCAGAUCUUCCAGAACCUGGAGCUGGAACUGCAGUCCCACUUGAGCAUGAAUAGGUCUCUGGAGGGCUCCGUGGCUGAGGUGGAGGCUCGCUACAGCAGCCAGCUCGCCCAGAUCCAGGACACGAUCGGCAGCCUGGAGGCGCAGCUGCGGCAGCUGCGUGCGGACUUGGAGGCGCAGAGCAGCCAGCACAGCCUGCUGCUGGACGUCAAAACGCGCCUGGAGCUGGAGAUCGCCACGUACCGACGGCUGCUGGAGGGGGAGGACCUCGGCCACAUCAAAGUGGACACAGCCACAGCAGAGCUGGAUAAAGAAUCAAGUAAAAUCAAGAAGAUCAAGACCAUUGUUGAAGAGGUGGUGGAUGGCAAAGUUGUGUCCUCUCAGGUCAAGGAGUUUGAAGAGAAGGUGUAAAGAGCUCUGAGCUUGCUGCAGGCAAUGCCAGAACUAAGAGAGGAAAUUUUAGGAAGAAUCUCAUCUGGAACUCCUCAGGAGGGUUGAAGCCCACCAGAGUCCAAUCUCUUGGUUUCAUUUGGCUCUGUUUUUUUGAGGGAGUGCUAAUAAAAAUCAGUGAGUUACA
This is a messenger RNA of Pogoniulus pusillus (Red-fronted tinkerbird), 1512 nucleotides long. RefSeq names its product keratin, type I cytoskeletal 20-like. The coding region runs from base 51 to 1346 and encodes 431 amino acids. Gene Ontology annotation, biological process: intermediate filament organization; epithelial cell differentiation. The record is from RefSeq and is a predicted model, not a curated record. Lineage: Eukaryota; Metazoa; Chordata; Aves; Piciformes; Lybiidae. Gene Ontology annotation, cellular component: cytoskeleton. Gene Ontology annotation, molecular function: structural molecule activity. The transcript is spliced from 8 exons.